Plutella xylostella (diamondback moth) is the source of this 5250-nucleotide messenger RNA. It is a transcript of the gene Pkcdelta, whose product is annotated as Protein kinase C delta. The record is from RefSeq and is a predicted model, not a curated record. Gene Ontology annotation, biological process: protein phosphorylation. Lineage: Eukaryota; Metazoa; Arthropoda; Insecta; Lepidoptera; Plutellidae. Gene Ontology annotation, molecular function: ATP binding; diacylglycerol-dependent serine/threonine kinase activity.
UAGAUAUUUAUAGACUCUUCCUAUCACGGGUAAUGUCGCACGGGUCAUGGGUCUAUUAUUGUGUAUAAGCGUUCAUCACUCAAUCACCUGCGUGGCUGCGCGGGGUGGGGGCGGGGCGCGGGGGGUGCACCUGCGCGGGCGCCGCGCCGCCGCCGCCGCCGCCCAGUCCACGCCGCGACGCGCGCGCUGCCUCUCCGCCGAUCUGCCGCGCGCCUUCAAAAUGCCGCUAUAUUCCGAUCAUUAUUACAGUGGGUCGUCGUCCUACAGUGCUCCUUACAGCUACAGUGCCGCGCCUUCUAUCGGAUUGUCGUACAGUGCGUCGUACCUGAACCCCGGCUCCAACUACAGCAAGCACUCGUCGCUGGGCGGCUACUCGCGCGCGCCGCUCACGCCGCGAUGGAGCCCCUCCAGCCGCAACUACUCGCCCAUGCUCAGCACCAUCUCCGAGCGCAGCAACACGGGGCCCGUGCGCAUCCACAGCCCCCGCCGGCUGCCCCCUUUAAAGAGGUCCUACGCGGUCCAAAAUUACACUCCCAGACCGAUUCACAUAAAUACUGCUGAUAUUGAUGUAUCCAGAGAUAGAUACAGACCGAAGCCCACUUAUGGGGUACCAAUUUCGGAGUCAGCACCUAGAGUGAAACCGGUCGAGGAAGAAGUUGUGGUGGUGGCAGAGAAAGCCCCUGUGGAACCCGUUACUAAUACAGAGGAACCCGUGCCUCCAGAUCCCGUCCAAAUAAUCUCUAAUGAACCGCCUACUGAGACUAUGUGCAUCGAUAAUGGACCCUUUAUGCCACGUGUGGACGAGAAACCUGAAACAGGAAUUGAUUCAUCACCAGGUUUGCAUAGAAAUACAACCAUUAAGCGAGGAAGAACGGUUGUGAGACUGCAUACAAUAAAACGGAAAGAUAGAGAUUCGCCUCGUAAGCCAGUUGAUAAAAGUAAUGACGAUGAGCCAGAACCCUCUCCAGGGUGGAGGGAAAGAUUAGCAGAUGAUCUCGUUUACAAAGACAGCAGAGAAAAGAAAACACUUGGUGCGAAACUAGUAGAAAAAUUCAUCGUAAAAGAUAAAUGUGAAGAAGAUGAUGAUGAGCUUAGAAUACUAAAAGAAUCCAUAAAAAAAGAAAAAGAAACCAUAAGUAGUGACUUAAGUGGUUCUGAAACGGCUGUAUUACCUCACAGUGAUAUAUCCCGAUCGAAAUCUCCCGAUCGAAGAUGCUCAUUAGAACUUUUAGCUCAGCAAGCAAACAUUCUAGAUUGUUUAAUAAGAAGUGAAAAUCUUGACAUACCUACUUUAGACUUGACCAAAGUAGGCGUUGAAGCCGAAUCAAAUUAUGAAAUCAAACCAACACCGUCAAUGAAAAGAAGAAAAUCAAAUGAGAUAAGCAAUCCUUUGCAAACGACUCAGUCUGAUCAUUCAUUGCAUGACCGAAUAAAUUCAUUUAGAAAUUCUAGAGAUAGGCCAGUCUCCAGAAAACAAAGCUUAAAAAAGUCGUCUUCUGGGAGUAGUCUUGGUAGAUUAGAUUCCAUAACUGAAUUUCCUAAAGACCAGACUACCUUGCCGGCGAUAGAAGAAUUUAGACAGUCACUAAAAAACAAUGAAAGUAAUAAGCAUAAAACCAAUAAAAAAAUAACUUCGACGGUAGAAGUAUCGCCACCAACAAAUACAAUUAAAUUUAAAGUUGAUGCCGUUACUAUCGAAGAAAAACCUAAACCUCCUAAGAGAGAAAUAUCAUAUCAGUCUGUGGUUAAUACUACUCCAGGAACAAACGACCUUAAAUCUCAGCCAGACAAAAUGUCUGAAGCCAAAAGUAAAAGGUACAAUAUGAAAAGAAAAACAAAAACAUUACUUAGCGUAGAUAGUGAUGAAACUGACACAGAAAGCAGUAAUUUUUGGGACAAAAUUGGUAAAAGAGAAACUGUUUAUUUAAUAGCUAGAAAACAAAAUAUUCAAGAUGAGAUUGAAAAGGCAAGGCGAGCAUUUUUUUUAUGCCCUGAAGAUGAAAAUCCUGUACCUGAUACUGACAACAUCCAAAACAAUUCGAAAGUAGAAGAAGAAGAUAAUGAUGUUUUUGAACAAGCAUUAAGUUCACAAAAUAAUGAAUCAAUAGACUCUCAGAAUGAGAUGGAUAUAACUGUCAAACAAUCUGUGGAGCAAUUAGUAGUAACGAAAGACCAGCAAUUAUUGGUUAUAGAAGAAGUUAAAACAGAAAUCCAAAGCAACGAUAUUCAAGUUAUUGAUAAUAUUAUUGCUAUAGAGACGGCACCCCUCGAAGUGAUAAAAGAAUCGAUCCAACCAUUAAAUGAUUUAAUUACAAAAAUAGAGACUGCUCCGGAAAGUACUUUAAAUGUUGAAAGUUCCACCAUAAAUAAAAAUGAAUUAAAUAAAAACAAUAUUAAGUCCAGUGAUGAGUCUUUAAAUGAAAUGAGUAAUAUUUUGCCAGUUACUGGUAGUGGUGAGGUGAAUGUUAAUCAGUUUGGAUUAUGCCAAGGGGCUUUACAUAAUAUUGAUCAGGAUAUUAAAGAAAAAACUAUGCCUACUGAUGCAGAAUAUGAAACUAAGUCUGAGUCAAAUGCGGAUAAACCUUAUAUUGAUACAAAAAGUAAAAAUGAAGCAACCAAUAUUCUACCAGCCACUAAUGCUGAGAAAAACGUUAUUUUGACAGAUAAAAAGGAUGGUGAAAUUGAUAAUAAAAUGGAUAAAAAAAUACUGGCACCAGUUAUUACAUCAGAAACUGUACCAUCUGAUACUAUUGGUGGAAAUAUUGGUCUAAUUAGCAGUACCCAAGAAGAUAGUAAUGUAUUAAUAUCAAAGGCAUCAAAGAUAGAGCAAGUAAAGAAUGUACAAGAAACCAAUACACCUAAAUUUAAUAAAUGUGAAAAAAUUGAUUCACAAAAUGAUAUUUGCUCGACUACUGAUACCUCUGAAGUAACCACGCUAACCACAUCUCUUAUACCAAGUCAUUGUGAUAAUGUAGAAAAUAAAGAAUCACCAACACUUGUUGAUAUAAGAGAUAAAGCAACUGUUCCGGAUCUUCCAAAAACUGAUCUCACUAAAAACGAUAAAAUUACUAAAACUGAAGGGAACCCUUCAGUAUCUAAUAAAUGCCUAAGUGAGGAAGAAAAGUUAAAAUCAAGCAAAUUAACGACGCAACUCGACAGUAAAACAACACCACCUAAAAUAAAAAAUGUGAAGACUAAAGUAAAACCAGUAAACAAGGAUAAAUCUAAAUCUCCUAGCGAUUCCGAUAAAAAGAAACCCAUAGUUAAAAAACCUCUGUUGAAUACUAAAGGUGUCAAUAAAAAACUUGCAGACCCAGAUGUUUUAAACAACAUAGAAAAUAAAGAAUCUUUGGAACCAAAGCAAGAAAACCAAGCACCAUGUCCUAUCCACGGUUCUAAACAAGCCGCGGAUCCUAUUGAGCCAGUCUCAAUGAAACAAGACGAAUCCGGUAAAAGUGUUAGCAAAGAGGAAGCAACUGUUAUUCCAAAAGAAGAUAAAUCUCUAGUAGAUAAAUCAAAAAUAGAAAACAUUCCAGAAAUCAAAAUUGAAAAUAAAGAAAUUUUAAACGUUCCGACAAAUAGCUAUAAAAUAAAAUGUGAUGAGGUAGAUAAAUUACCAGAGGAAAUUAGCAAAGUGGUAGAAGUGAUACAACCGGCAAAGCUACCAUCAGUGAAAAAGGCAGUCACUCCAAUUAAAAAACCUGUUAAACAGGAGGCAGCUUUGAGACCUCUUAUUGCUACACCGAGGCCUUUACAAAAGAAAUCGCCGCAAGUUCUGCGACCCGUGAGCUCGUCAGAGAGCUCCUCGGAAGAAGAAUCAUCUGUCGAUGAGUCGGACUCCAGCGGAGGCUCGGCCGAGUUCUUCGAAUGUGAGAACAAUCCUGACGGCAGGACCUCCACGGGCUCCAACGACUCAGGAUUCGACUCCUCCGCACCUACAUCUCCAGCAGGCUUCGUUCAUAUUAAAAAAGACUGCGAUGUAAAUUGCCACCGAAAGUGUGAGAAGCUGACGGCGAACCUGUGUGGAGUGAACCAGCGGCUGCUGGUGGAGGCCUUGGCGGCGCGCCCCGCGUCCCGGCGAGGUGGAGAUGCAGCGAGUACCUCCACUGCCGCCGCCUCCAACUCAGAAAAUACGGCUGAUGCUCAGGAAAAGGCACUUGACUCGUCGACGGCAUACGGCAUCUUCAAGAAGACGGGCCGGUUCACGCCACCCGCGCGCUCCAUCCCGCGCUUCCGCAAGUACAACAUGGACGACUUCCACUUCAUCAAGGUGCUGGGGAAAGGCAGCUUCGGAAAGGUGCUACUGGCCGAGCUCCGAGAAACCGAGUACUACUACGCGGUGAAGUGCCUGAAGAAGGACGUGGUGCUGGAGGACGACGACGUGGAGUGCACGCUCAUCGAGAGGAAGGUGCUGGCGCUCGGCACCAACCACCCCUACCUGUGCCACCUGUUCGCCACCUUCCAGACCGACUCGCAUCUGUUCUUCGUGAUGGAGUACCUGAACGGUGGCGACCUGAUGUUCCACAUUCAGCAGAGCGGCCGCUUCCCGGAGGAGAGGGCGCGGUUCUACGCCGCUGAAAUCGUUUCUGGACUGAAAUUCCUUCACAAACGGGGCAUUGUUUACAGAGAUUUAAAGCUGGACAAUAUUCUGCUGGACUACGAGGGCCACGUGCGCAUUGCAGACUUCGGCAUGUGCAAGCUGCAGAUCUUCCUCGACAAGACCGCAGACACCUUCUGCGGGACACCCGAUUAUAUGGCACCAGAGAUUAUCAAAGGACUCAAGUACAGCCAGACGGUGGACUGGUGGUCUUUCGGAGUCCUUCUGUACGAGAUGCUGAUUGGCCAGAGUCCUUUCAGCGGCUGUGACGAGGACGAGCUGUUCUGGUCCAUCUGCAAUGAGAUGCCGUCCUACCCGCGCUUCCUAUCGCAGAAUGCCCUCACCAUAUUGACAAGGUUGUUGGACAAAGACGCGCGGACGCGGCUGGGCGGCAUGGACUGCAUGCAUGGAGACGUCAGAGACCAGGAGUUCUUCCACACCGUGCACUGGGAGCGGCUCGAGAGCCGGCAACUUGAAGCGCCGUUCAAGCCUAAAGUUCGGCAUCCGCUGGACACACAAUACUUCGACCGCGCGUUCACGGGCGAACGGCCGCGGCUCACGGCGUGCGAGCCGCAGGUGCUGCGCUCCAUGGACCAAACCCCCUUCCGAGGGUUCUCCUACACGAAUCCCAAUGCUACUGAUCGCUAAACAAG